This is a messenger RNA of Carassius auratus (goldfish), 2301 nucleotides long. RefSeq names its product hyaluronidase-2-like. Gene Ontology annotation, cellular component: cytoplasmic vesicle. The transcript is spliced from 4 exons. Gene Ontology annotation, molecular function: hyalurononglucosaminidase activity; hyaluronoglucuronidase activity. Lineage: Eukaryota; Metazoa; Chordata; Actinopteri; Cypriniformes; Cyprinidae. The record is from RefSeq and is a predicted model, not a curated record. Gene Ontology annotation, biological process: carbohydrate metabolic process; hyaluronan catabolic process. The coding region runs from base 340 to 1785 and encodes 481 amino acids.
CGCACACAUUGAAUCACUGUUCCAGAUGAGCAGGCUGGGGAGCUACUGACUGAACGCGAACGGGGCGUUUCAAAGACACAGAAACUGUGAUCAUAGAUUGUGUUGAAAUAGCCAUCGGGAUUUUAUAGUUAUGAGGUGUUGGCAUCCGCUGGAUGGAUGGGUGGAAGCUACGUGGUAGUUCAUGAGUGAUCGGACCGGUGUGCUGAACGGGUUUAGUCUGAUCUAUACAGGUCUGUGUCUCCUCUAACAGAUUACAGUUAGUUCGUGUAACGUUAACUUUUCUAGAAUGUGAAGCGGAAGCGGGGUUGUAACACGCAACGAUGAUCCGAAUCGUCUGAAAUGAGAAACAUCACGGGUCUCUUUGGGGCGACCCGACUUCAGUGGGUCUCCUGGCUGAGACUCUUACUUUUGAUGCUGUUUUGGACCUGUUUAAAAGCACAACAGUUAAAAAACACUAGAUGGCCGCUGUAUUCCGGCAAGCCGUUGCUGUUGGCCUGGAACGCCCCUACAGAAGACUGUAGACCCCGUCAUGAUGUCGCCUUCCAGUUGGAUCAAUUCCAAAUAGUGGCUUCACCGAAUGAGGGCUUCACCAAGCAAAACCUCACCAUCUUCUAUCACGACCGUUUAGGUUUGUACCCUUAUUUUGAGGCAGACGGCACUCCAGUCAACGACGGCCUACCGCAGACCGCCAGUCUCGUGCAACACCUAGAAAGGAUGCCGGAAGGGCUCAAGAAGUACAUCAAGGACCCGACGGUGAAAGGUCUUGCUGUAAUCGACUGGGAAGAGUGGCGGCCCCUCUGGAUACGUAACUGGGGCACUAAAGACAUUUACCGCAAUCAUUCGCGACGGUUAGUCGCUGAGAAAAACCCAACUUGGCCUCAAGACCAGGUGGCCAAAGUGGCCCAGCAAGAGUUCGAGCUUUCUGCACGCAAGUUUAUGUUGGAGACGCUUCGAACAGCUAAGAGCUUACGACCCCAACAGCUUUGGGGUUUCUACCUCUUUCCUGAUUGUUACAAUCACAAGAGCAACACGGGACUCUGUCCGGACGUGGAGGUGAAAAGGAACAACGAACUGCAGUGGCUGUGGACGGAGAGUACAGCUCUGUAUCCUUCCAUAUACAUGGCUAAAGGGCUGAAGGACCAACCGGCUGGACGCCAGUUCGUACGCAACAGGGUCAAGGAGGGCAUGAGGUUGGCAUCUGUUGGGAACGGGUCGGCCAGGCCUGUGUUUAUCUACACGCGGCCCACUUACCAAAUCAAUCUUCCAGGUUCUAACGGCAACCCUUCUGAUCUCCUGCUGAUGUCAGAGACGGAUCUGGUGUCGACCAUCGGCGAGAGCGUGGCCCUGGGUGUAGCGGGCGUCAUCCUCUGGGGCGACUCCAACUACGCCAGCAGUCAUGAGGCUUGUUCCAAACUUAACGAAUACCUGCGAGGGCCGUUGGGUCGCUACCUGCUUAACGUGACGUCGGCCGCCGAGCAGUGCAGUAGAAACCUCUGCAGAUUUCGAGGCCGCUGCCUUCGCAAACAGCCUGACACGGACACGUACCUGCAUCUCAGCCCGACCACCCACAGCAUAGAGCGACUGGGAAACACGCUGAAGGUCGCGGGCCAGAUGGGAGAAGAAGAGCUGAGCCGCGUGCGCGACGAGUUUCAGUGUCAGUGCUAUAACGGCUACCUCGGCGACGACUGCAGCCAGACGGAUGCUGGGAACAGAGCCACGCUCGUCUUAACCACGUUUUUGCAGGUUUUGCUGUUGCCGCUGCUCUUGAUGGGGUUCCUGCACUGAGGACUUCGGUGGUUUGAGGUCGAUUCGCCCGACUCUCUCGUCAAGAGAUGCGCAACAGCAGAAAGGCCUUUUGUUCACUAGAAUUUGAUUAGAAAUAGAGAAUUUGAAUGUGCGCGCUAACUCUGUGGACUGUAUGUACAGCACAGCGGUGGCUCAGUUUAUUUUUGGGUCGAGAGCAUUGCCCCCUGUUGCAUGGGAGGAAGAACUGCACCAGGAAGGAAUUGUGAUUUUUACUAGGUUUGUGUAUCGUGUGUGUUGUCUCUGUGCAUUUUUUAUAAAAAGUAAUUGAUGUGGUGGUUUCCGCUGUCAUUUGUGGCCUUUUUUUUAUUACUUUGCUGCCUUUAUACCUGCAUAAAACCAGUUGUGACCUUAUUUCUGCGGGGUGUCACAUGACCAGCUCCUCAAAGGGACACGUUUUGUUACUUGCAACGCUGCUGCCUCAUUAAAGCCUCACUUAGAUUGAAACCUGUCUUCUGUAUCACAUUUCACUCUUAAAUUAAAAGAAAUUAGAGAAAU